Prunus armeniaca (apricot) is the source of this 198-nucleotide messenger RNA. The record is from the annotation of a GenBank genome assembly. NCBI's taxonomy places the organism in Eukaryota, Viridiplantae, Streptophyta, Magnoliopsida, Rosales, Rosaceae.
AUGAGUCAUGUUCCUCCUCCUCCUCCUCCUCCUCUCCUCUACUCUAAGGAGGAGAUGAGUCAUCUAUAUGCUUGUUCUCCUCCUGCCUUCAGUUAUAACGCUUACUUUAAUGAAAAGGAUUAUCAUCAAUUUUUUGCAUCGCAGACUACUUCUUUGUUGGGAUGUGCCAGGAAAGAUUUGCACAAGCCAAGCUCUUGA